Limanda limanda (common dab) is the source of this 1441-nucleotide messenger RNA. Its product is annotated as CMRF35-like molecule 8. Lineage: Eukaryota; Metazoa; Chordata; Actinopteri; Pleuronectiformes; Pleuronectidae. The record is from RefSeq and is a predicted model, not a curated record. Bases 37 to 927 code for a protein of 296 amino acids. The transcript has 6 exons.
AGUGUGACAGUGUGAGCUGAAGGUAAACUGGGAGUGAUGGGAGCGGCCGGGAUCUCAUGGAGAACAACUAUGACCGUCAUCAUCACAGCAUCACAAAUCCCAGCUCUGAUCAGUGUCAGAACCACAGCUGUGACCGGUGUGGAGGGUCAGAGGUUCAGCUUCACAUGUGAAUACCCACAGAGCAGGCAGAGCAACCCCAAGUACCUCUGCCGUGUGGACGACAAUGAAACUCACCUGAUACGCACAGAGAGACACAACCAGUGGGAGACCAAAGGACGCUUCUCCCUGUACGACAACACCACUGCAGCCUUCCUCCUGGUCCAAGUGGACAGACUGGUCCCAGAGGACGGUGGGACAUACUGGUGCGGGGUGGACGUCAGCUUACAACCGGAUUAUAUAUGUGUCAUACACCUGAAAGUCUCUCGAGCAGCAAAGCCUCCAAAAACUCGGACUCAUCACAUAAAUGAAGUAUCCACAACACCCACAGACGUCAAAGUGGACAAGCUCAACAUUUCCCUGCUUCUGACUGCAGUGAUGUGUGUGGCAGCCAUACUGUUUGUGUGUCUGUUCACACUGUGUCUCCUGUGCGCUGUUAAACACCAGAGAUCAGGCCCACGCCAGAACAGAGAGCCAUCAGCGGACUAUGAGACAAUGACAUCUGGUGAGGGAACUGAACCUGAACCCCGCUGCACCUGUUCAUCUUCGGACUGUGCUGCUCUCUCAGCUCCACCGCUGCCACCUCCUGAACGCUGCCCCCACUUCACGUCAGAGCACCGGGAAUCCGCUGUCAGUCUCGAUGAAUACGCUGAAGUGGAUGUACGAGGCCGAGUCUGCCGGUACCAAGAUCUGGAUCUCAGUCAGUUGGAGGAUCAUGUUUAUCACACGCUCUGUGGUCACAAAGAUGGACCCAUGCAGAUGAACUGUUGAUACCACUCAGUUUAUUUAGAACUUGGGUCUUGUUUCUUAAACUUUAGACAUCACCUUAAAUCGUCAAUUAUAACUUUCUGCUUUCUGAGAUACUGUGGUGGAAAAUUAAACUGACCAGGUGUCUCGCUGCUGUGAUACUCUCUACCUGACAGGAUGAAACCCUUAUUUGGUGGUGUCUCACUGCUAUGACCUUGACAAACAGGGUGUUUGCCCUUAUUCUGUGAUGUUUUCCUCCAACUGCUAAAGCACAUAGACACAGAUGAUGAUUUCAUGUCUUUUUUUCAUAUUAUGUUUUAUGAAACAACUUUUUGGAUAAGUACUGGCAUUUUUAAACUCGCGGCCAGUUCCACUUUGUGCAUCCAUGCCUGUUGUGUUACCUCUGCAGAGCUUACUAUUAAAAAGACUCAAAGGCAACUCCAGUCUGAGAAUUUCAUUAUUUCAAAUCUCAAGAUGAAUUUCCAUCACAAUGCCUUGGUGCUAAUAGAGUAUUAACAAUAAUAUGAUUUUCGGCCAA